Messenger RNA from Glycine soja, 2180 nucleotides. RefSeq lists its product as uncharacterized. The transcript is spliced from 7 exons. NCBI's taxonomy places the organism in Eukaryota, Viridiplantae, Streptophyta, Magnoliopsida, Fabales, Fabaceae. The record is from RefSeq and is a predicted model, not a curated record. Bases 435 to 1898 code for a protein of 487 amino acids. Gene Ontology annotation, biological process: chromatin remodeling. Gene Ontology annotation, molecular function: zinc ion binding.
GGAGGAGUACCAGUUUAAAUCAAGAAAUUGAAUGAGGAAAUUGGGUCUAAUGUCACGUAUAAAUAUGUGCAGGGUUGUUUAAAUUGAAUGGAGAGAAAGGUUGUUCCUUAGGAUUCAAAAUAAUUGUGUGCUUUUGGAACAAGAAAUUGGAAGGGACGUUUUUAGAAGUAAAAACCUAUUCGUGUUGUGUGUUGGGGCGUGGCACGGCACUCUUUGUCUCAACUCAACUCAAUGCAAGCCCUUCGCCCACUCCUUUCCCAUUUCUGAUCCAAUUGGGUGGCCAUUAGUGUGUUGACUGGAUGAGAUUGAUGGACAUGCUUCUAACAGUUCAAUAAUCUUUAAUUCGAAACAUGGAAACACUGCUGUCUUGUCUUUUUAUCUCUGGGGCUCUAUAGCAACACACAACAUUUUUUCUGAAUUUGAUUCAGGUGAUAAUGUUAAUACAAACUUCUGUCCUUAGUUCAGUUGAAGCUGGUCUAUGUUAUGUAUCUGAUGAUGGGAAAGAUGUUCUAUGUGAUCGGAUGCCUAGUGGUGAAACUUGGCAGGUGGGUCUGAAAUGCAAUAAGUACCCUCUUGACUGGUGUAGAAAAGCUGAACCAGUAGAAGAAGAUAAAAGGAAUGCUGAUGAUCCUUACAGAUCAAGCUGUUUAGUUAGCUUUGGUCAGCCGUCAACUGCUAGUAUAAUGACAGAAAAUACUACACCUAAUAUGGUAUACAGGAGAAAGAAGCUCUGUAAGGACUCAAAUUUCGACCUAGGGCCAACUAAUGUGCAGGCAAGUGCAAACUGCCCUUCAGUCAUAAGUUCCGCUGCACAUUUAUCAUCAGCGGAGGAUCAGCCAACUGGUUUUCAAGUUAAGCAUGAAAUUGAAAUGGUUAAAGAUCCUACCAUGCCUUCAGUCUUAUUUGAUAGAGUAGCCAAAGAUAGCACACAUAAAAACUUAGGUAUUAAUAGUGUAAAUGAUAGUUGCUCCUCUUCAAAGCCAAAUAUGGAAACUGAAAUGGAUGAAACUGGUGAAUGCUCCUCCAGUAUAAUAGUCAUGGAUUGCACAAGGGAAGAAGUAACAGAAAAGGAUUUCUGCAUUAAUAUUUUAAGAAGCCAUGGACUUCUUAAAGAAGAUUCCCCUGUAGAUAAUGUGGCUUCUGGGGAAGAUGCUGUUACCACUGGUAAUAACUGCUGUUCCAGGUCAUGCAAAAUAUGUGGUGAUUUAGACAGUUCAUUGAACAUGCUUUUAUGUGAUCAUUGUGAAGAUGCAUAUCAUCUGUCUUGCUACAAUCCACGUUUGAAAAAAUUACCAAUUGAUGAGUGGUUUUGUCAUUCAUGUCUUAAAAAGAGGCAGAAAAUUCUCAAGGAGACAGUUAUCAGAUCACCAAGUAUCCACAAUGAAUUGGGCAAAUGUAGAACUGCCCCAGUUAAGGCUGAAUUGAAUCCCAUACUGUUGAUGUUAAGAGACACCAAGCCCUAUACAACUGGUGUGCGAGUUGGUAAAGGUUUUCAAGCAGAAGUUCUUGACUGGUCAGGCCCGAUGAAAAGUGAUGAAGAUGCCCUUCCUGAACCAUUGGAAAUUAGUCCUUCAGAAUUUUAUAAAUUGCUGGGAGAGAAUAUGAGAAAUCCUACUAAACUUAGUUCCAUUGGUAAUUGGAUUAAAUGUCAGGAGGUUUUAGAUAGAGCCAAUGAAACUAUAUGUGGAAAGUGGCGCAGGGCUCCUCUUUUUGAAGUUCAAACUGAUGACUGGGAUUGCUUUUGUGCUAUCCAUUGGAAUCCAUCUCAUGCUGAUUGUGCUGUACCUCAGGAGCUUGAAACAGAUCAAGUACUGAAGCAACUGAAGUAUAUAGAAAUGCUACGGCCUCGACUUGCUGCUAAGCGGAAAAAAUCAGAUUGCACACAUAAUAGUGAAUGAAGUCUGGUGAGAGCUGGAUAUUUUUGUCCUUGUACAUGCUACAAUUUACAUGUUCCAUGCCUUCCAGUGGUAUUUUGUUUUUAAGGCAUGUUAAUGGAUUUAGAAUAUAACUUCCGGGUUUUUAACCUUUUUUUUUGUAGUUUCUUUUUUACUUUUUGAUUUUUAAUAUUUUUCAUAUAUGUGGAAUGUGAUCUAUCGUAUAGCUUCAAUUUGAUAGUGGAAACCUCUUGGUAACUAACUGUCUUAGAAUCCUAUUGAUAAAAAAAAAUGAUAGUGUAAACA